Molecule: messenger RNA, 735 nt
Organism: Oryza brachyantha (malo sina)
Lineage: Eukaryota; Viridiplantae; Streptophyta; Magnoliopsida; Poales; Poaceae
Product: flocculation protein FLO11-like
Exons: 2
Coding region: 1-735 (244 amino acids)
Source: RefSeq, a predicted model, not a curated record
AUGCCCGCCGCCGACGCCUCCACCAAAACCACCACCUUUGCCGCCGCCGAAACCGCCUCCUGCACCACCGCCACCACCAAAUCCUCCGCCAGCACCGCCACCGGCUCCUCCACCAAAGCCUCCGCCUGCACCGCCGCCGAAACCGCCACCCUUGCCUCCUCCGAAACCACCUCCUGCUCCGCCGCCUACUCCGCCUCCUGCUCCAGCACCACCUCCUGCACCGCCGCCUACUCCGCCUCCUCCACCUACGCCGCCGCCGACGCCGGCUCCUGCACCGCCACCCUUGCCUCCUCCGAAACCACCUCCUGCACCGCCGCCUACUCCGCCGCCGACUCCGGCUCCUGCACCGCCACCCUUGCCUCCUCCGAAACCACCUCCUGCACCGCCGCCUACUCCGCCGCCGACUCCGGCUCCUGCACCGCCACCCUUGCCUCCUCCGAAACCACCUCCUGCUCCAGCACUACCUCCUGCACCGCCGCCUACUCCGCCUCCUCCACCCGCGCCACCACCGACGCCGGCUCCUGCACCGCCACCCUUUCCUCCUCCGAAACCACCGCCUGCUCCGCCGCCUCCACCAGCUCCUGCACCACCGCCUCCUCCGACUCCUCCACCUGCACCACCACCGAGGCCACCCCCUGCACCGGCGCCACCACCGCCUGUGACCGUGACGAGUCGAUCUGUGGUAAACUUGGAUUUGCAGCAGAAAUACAACCGGUGGUUUUCGCUGCAAACUAA